GCACGUGGGAUCUUCCCAGACCGGGGCACGAACCUGUGUCCCCUGCAUCAGCAGGCGGACUCUCAACCACUGCGCCACCAGGGGAGCCCAGCUCUCUUGAUUUUUAAGUCCUGUAAAUGAAUCCAAAUUUUAAAAAGUGGGAGGCCAAACAAAACACCUCUGCAGGCCAAAUUUGGCCUUGGCCUACCAGUUUGCCAGGGAUUCUGCCAACCAACCAUCCUUCCCCUCUUACCGAACAAUUGAGGGUCCACUGUUUUAGGCACUGGGAAAUAGAGCAGUGAGCCAGCCAGACAACUGUCUUGCAGAAUGGCCUGGGGGCAGGGGUGGGGGAGGGUGGUGUCUGGUACUGUGCCCUUCAAACUUCAGUAUGUGUGGGAAUCACUGGGUAGAUUCUGAAUUGGGAGGUCUGCGUUGAGGCCUGAAUCUUGGCCUUUCUAACAACAAGCUCCCAGGUGAUGGUGAUGCUAGUCUUCCCUGCUGUUAUUUGAAGGAGGGGAGUAGGGUAUUUGUCUUGAAGGUGCAUUUGCCUGGCAAGCAUCCUCUUUUUACUUAGAUUUUAGUUUAUUGGGGUGACUUGGAAGAGAGUUGAUGACCUCGGAGGUGGGUACUCGGGCUCUGCCAGCUAUCUCUUGGCGCUGCCAGGUCUCUGUUCUCAGAGUUUAUAAUCUAGAAGGUGGCGUGAGGGGUGGAGGAAGGUGCUAGGAAAAGCUUCCUGUAGGAGGUGCUUGUGAACUGCAGGAGCUCCCCGGCCGCCAAGAAAGGGAAAAACCUUUAACUCCCCCCCUCCUGGGGCUGGGUCUCGGCGUCCCCGCACCGGGUUUGGUUUCCCAGGCAUCCCACGUGUCUUCGGUCCGCGAGUCCCUGUCAAUCAAGCUUCUCCCCCAGGGGCUGGGUACGGGUUUAAAGGCGGCUGCGGUGCAGAGAGCUCCCAGAAUGCCGCGCGGCGGGCGGGUUUGGAUUUUAAAUCCCCGCGGCCAAUCAGUAGCGCGUAGGCUUUUGUAACGUUCCCGGCGCCGCGUUUGAAUUCGAGGAGGAGCAGAGCCCUGCCAAGCCUCUGCCCAGACCUUGCUAGGUCCGCUGAGCAAUUCCGGGAACAUGAGUGCGGCGGCAACUGCAGGGAAGCUGGCGCGGGCACCAGCCGAUCCAGGGAAAGUCGGGGUCCCUGGAGUUGCAGCUCCCGGAGCCCCGGCGGCUGCCCCGCCGGCGAAAGAGAUCCCGGAGGUCCUAGUAGACCCACGCAGCCGGCGGCGCUAUCUGCGGGGCCGCUUUCUGGGAAAGGGUGGCUUUGCCAAGUGCUUCGAGAUCUCGGACGCGGACACUAAGGAGGUGUUUGCGGGCAAGAUCGUGCCUAAGUCGCUGUUGCUCAAACCGCACCAGAAGGAGAAGAUGUCCAUGGAGAUAUCCAUUCACCGUAGCCUCGCUCACCAGCACGUCGUCGGCUUCCACGGCUUUUUCGAGGACAACGACUUUGUGUUCGUGGUGUUGGAGCUCUGCCGCCGGAGGUCUCUCCUGGAGCUGCACAAGCGGAGGAAAGCACUCACCGAGCCCGAGGCCCGCUACUAUCUGCGUCAGAUCGUCCUUGGCUGCCAGUACCUGCAUCGAAACCGCGUUAUUCACAGAGAUCUCAAGUUGGGCAACCUCUUCCUGAACGAGGAUCUGGAGGUGAAAAUAGGGGAUUUUGGACUGGCAACCAAAGUCGAGUAUGACGGGGAACGGAAGAAGACCCUGUGCGGGACUCCUAAUUACAUAGCUCCUGAGGUGCUGAGCAAGAAAGGGCACAGUUUCGAGGUGGACGUGUGGUCCAUUGGGUGUAUCAUGUAUACCUUGUUAGUGGGCAAACCACCUUUCGAGACCUCCUGCCUAAAAGAGACCUACCUCCGGAUCAAGAAGAAUGAGUACAGUAUUCCCAAGCACAUCAACCCCGUGGCCGCCUCCCUCAUCCAGAAGAUGCUUCAGACAGAUCCCACUGCCCGUCCAACCAUUCAGGAGCUGCUCGAUGACGAGUUUUUCACUUCUGGCUAUAUCCCUGCCCGCCUCCCCAUCACCUGCCUCACCAUUCCGCCCAGGUUUUCAAUUGCUCCCAGUAACCUGGACCCCAACAGCCGGAAGCCUCUCACUGUUCUCAAUAAAGGCAUGGAGAACCCCAUGCCCGAGCGUCCCCGGGAAAAAGAGGAGCCAGUGGUGCGGGAGGCCAGCGAGGCGGUCGACUGCCACCUUGGCGACAUGCUGCAGCAGCUUCACAGCGUCAACGCCUCCAAGCCCUCAGAGCGGGGGCUGGUGAGGCAAGAGGAGGCUGAGGAUCCCGCCUGCAUCCCCAUCUUCUGGGUCAGCAAGUGGGUGGACUAUUCGGACAAGUAUGGCCUUGGGUACCAGCUGUGUGACAACAGCGUGGGAGUGCUCUUCAACGACUCAACACGCCUCAUCCUCUACAACGACGGUGACAGCCUGCAGUACAUCGAACGUGAUGGCACGGAGUCCUACCUCACCGUGAGUUCCCAUCCCAACUCCCUGAUAAAGAAGAUCACCCUCCUCAAGUAUUUCCGAAACUACAUGAGCGAACACUUGCUGAAGGCGGGUGCCAACAUCACGCCCCGGGAAGGUGACGAGCUAGCCCGGCUACCCUACCUGCGUACCUGGUUUCGCACCCGCAGCGCCAUCAUUCUGCACCUCAGUAACGGCUGCGUGCAGAUCAACUUCUUCCAGGACCACACCAAACUCAUCCUGUGCCCGCUGAUGGCUGCCGUGACCUACAUCGACGAGAAGCGGGACUUCCGCACGUACCGCCUGAGCCUCCUGGAGGAGUACGGCUGCUCCAAGGAGCUGGCCAGCCGGCUGCGCUACGCUCGCACCAUGGUGGACAAGCUGCUGAGUUCACGCUCGGCCACCAACCGCCUCAAGGCCUCCUCAUAGCCCCCCCACCCCCCUGGACUGGCACCCUCCUCCCCCCCACCAGCACCUCGGCCCACGCUGGUUAGAUCCCUAUUUUAUGGGGUGUCCCCCAGCCCUGGGGGCUGGGGUGGAAGCUCCAUCAUCCCUGCAGGUGGGGCUGCUGUGUAAGUUAUUUUUGUACAUGUCCCGGUGUGGGUUCUGAGGCCGCUUCCCCUUCCCUCUCAACCCCACCAUAUGAAUUGUACAGAAUAUUGCUAUUGAAUUCGGGACUGUCUUUUCCUUGCCUUUAUAUUACAUUAAACAUAUAUGAAUCUUC
Aethalodelphis obliquidens (Pacific white-sided dolphin) is the source of this 3205-nucleotide messenger RNA. It is a transcript of the gene PLK1, whose product is annotated as polo like kinase 1. Gene Ontology annotation, biological process: mitotic spindle organization; protein phosphorylation. The record is from RefSeq and is a predicted model, not a curated record. The coding region runs from base 1096 to 2910 and encodes 604 amino acids. The transcript has 10 exons. Gene Ontology annotation, cellular component: cytoplasm; kinetochore; spindle pole. Gene Ontology annotation, molecular function: ATP binding; protein binding; protein serine/threonine kinase activity. Lineage: Eukaryota; Metazoa; Chordata; Mammalia; Artiodactyla; Delphinidae.